Centruroides sculpturatus (bark scorpion) is the source of this 572-nucleotide messenger RNA. It is a transcript of the gene Tcs6, whose product is annotated as EKC/KEOPS complex subunit LAGE3-like. Gene Ontology annotation, cellular component: EKC/KEOPS complex. The record is from RefSeq and is a predicted model, not a curated record. Lineage: Eukaryota; Metazoa; Arthropoda; Arachnida; Scorpiones; Buthidae. The transcript is spliced from 3 exons. Bases 178 to 432 code for a protein of 84 amino acids.
UUGGUCACGUUUGUUUGUUACUUUUUAUUUAGCAUUUUUUAUUUUAUUCAAGAAACUGGAAGUAUAUUAAUAUUGCUGUUACUCAGAAAAGACAUCAAGGAAACCUUAUUGAAGGAUAUAAAAUUUUUGGUAUGGUUCCACAUCUAGGAUGCAAAUGGUGGAAGCAUCUAUAUUGUCAUGGUCCGUCAUGUUGUCCUGGUCAGAGAAUUAAGUGUACCAUUUCCAUCUGGACAUGAAGCAGAAAUAGCAUAUAAUUCUUUAAGGGUGGAUUCUGAACCAUUAAGAGGUGGAGUGAAGAAGAAUUUCAUAUUAGAAAAGAAUUUGUUAAAAGUAACCUUCAAAGCAAAAGAAGCAAGACAGUUACGAGUCAGCGUGAAUUCUUUUAUGGACUUUCUUUCUCUAGUAAUUGAUACUAUGGAUAGAUUUGGAUGAUUAUUUUCUGUAUAUAUUUAUUUGUUUUGUUAAUUAUUAACUGUGUUUAACUUUAUAUAUGUGUAUAUAAUCAAACAUGUAAGAAUUUGGAAGAAUCAUAUUUGUAAUUAAGAACAUCAAUUAUAAAUACAUUGAAAAAG